Messenger RNA from Angiostrongylus costaricensis, 600 nucleotides. Lineage: Eukaryota; Metazoa; Nematoda; Chromadorea; Rhabditida; Metastrongylidae. The record is from the annotation of a GenBank genome assembly.
AUGUAUUUUCGAAUAUUAUUUUCACUGUUCUGCAGAUCAGAAGGUCCAAUUGAUUCUGAUAGCUUGCUGGACAGUAUACGAGACUGGCGCAAAAGGUUAUACAGGGCUUUCAAAUCGAGAAGCGAUAUCGUGGAUUUCAAAGAUAUCAUUCCCAUAGUGGUGGAUAAAAACCGACAAGUACUGCUCAAUAGAAAACUGCCAAACUGGCAUACUGCCACCAAAGAUGUUCAGACGUUUGGACGAGAUCCCACUGGGAAGGUAAGCAUUCAGCCGACGUGCCUGAAUGGUCAGCCUGUAUCGGAGGACAAAUGCAAUAGCCUACGUCUAAGGACAAUCAUACAAAAUAACAUAGUGCAAAAUGAUGCAGAGGCUUCAAAACGUGCAGUCCAGUCUGCUGCUGAAGAGGAAAUUGGACAAUUCUUCAACGCUAUCUGUGGAACAGGCUUUUUCAGCUAUAUUGCCCACACAGAUGAGUUCUGCCUGGCAUCAAUGUUUGGUGUGAAUUGCUAUCUAUUCUCGCCGGUAUGCAGUGACACGUCCACAACAAUCUUCAAGAAACUUCGCAAAUCACACAAAAAGGCUCAUCUCAAUCGGAAUUAG